Asparagus officinalis (garden asparagus) is the source of this 1896-nucleotide messenger RNA. RefSeq names its product pentatricopeptide repeat-containing protein At3g22470, mitochondrial-like. The record is from RefSeq and is a predicted model, not a curated record. Bases 47 to 934 code for a protein of 295 amino acids. Gene Ontology annotation, molecular function: protein binding. Lineage: Eukaryota; Viridiplantae; Streptophyta; Magnoliopsida; Asparagales; Asparagaceae. The transcript is spliced from 4 exons.
UCCUCCAUCUUCGUCCUCAGAAAAUUCCAAAUCUCCAUUUCCCACCAUGAAACCCUCGAACCUCCGCCACCGCGCAUCCCUCCCUCUCCCAUGGCUCCCUCCUCCCGAAACCCGAACCCGAACCCUAACUCCAACAAAACCCUCUCCCUCCAAAAUCCUCCACACAAUCAAAGACCCCAGUUCAACCCUAAAGCAAAUCCUCACCGCCUUCUCCUCCGCCUCCCGCCACCCAAAUUUCCACCACAACUACGAGACCUACCAAACCCUAAUCCCUCUUCUCGCUCGCCGCCGCCAGUUCACUGUCGCUGGCGCUGUUCUCAACGUAAUGCGCCGCCGCGAUGGCCUCGCUCCCGGGCCCACCGUCCUCAUUCCCCUUGUCAAAUCUUACUGCGACGAUGGGCGGUAUGUCGAUGCUGUUGACGUCUUUCUUAAGUUUUCUAGUUCGAAUAGGGUCUUUUCGUUUCUGUUGAAAACCCUAGUGGACGAUGGGGAGCUUGAUGUUGCCGAGGUGCUUUUUCGUAAAGCUGCUGAUUUAGGUUUUCAGAUUCAGGUUAGGUACUAUAAUGCAUUUAUUAAAGGGCUUUGUGACCAUUUGAUGAUUGAUGAUGGGAUUAGAGUUUUUAAAGGAAUGUUGAGUUCUGCAGUUUCACCAGAUGUGAUAACGUUUAGUACAUUGAUCAGUCAUUUAGGAAAGGAAGGGAGGGUUUUGGGGUCAAAUGCGAUGUUUGGGAAAAUGUUGAUGAUGGGGGUUUUGCCUGAUUCGGCUUGCUAUAAGAUUUUGUUUCGAAUGUAUUGGAGGAAUCAGAUGGUGAGUGAGGGAGUUGGAAUUCUAAGGGGGUUGGUAAUGGAUGGGCUUUUGAAUGAGGGAGAGGUUUUGGGAUUUGAUGGUGUAGUUGGAGAGGAGAUGUUGGGGGCAGUUUUAAAGAGAGGUUAAAUGGGUUUCAUCGUUGGACAAAUCAAGAUGGAAUGGGAUUUAGGAUUUGUGUAAGAGGUUCACUUUGAAACAGUGCCACUAAGAAUGCUGACGGAAGUUACGACAAUGAAUUUGAAGAGCGUGCUUUGAUGGGGAAGCAGGUUGCCUGUGUUAUAUCUGAAAUUCAUUCUGGGAGUUGAAAUCACCAAGUUACCUGCUAUCAGUGUACUAAAGGGUUGAUUUCACCAAACCGGUAGAUCUUUUGGGGGUUUGCAUAAAACUACCAUGAACUUUUCUUUAUACGCGACAACUACCAUGAACAUUUUCCACUAAACUACUAUGCCUGACGACAGAGGAUUAACAAGACUUGACUAUUCCAUCUAUAGGUGGACAUGGCAGAUGAGUAUCAUGACUUCAUACCUGAGAGCUAAAUUUGCUAGAAUUUACUCUAUCUUGAGUGUGGGACACAAUCUAUUAUGUAUCUAAAUGCUUGAUGGUCUCACUGUUUCCAUUUUUUGGAUAAGCAUUCUGCUUGAUGUUUUCUCAUAUAGUGCUCAGUUGGUUAUUUAACAUUUAACUCCUCACACAGCCUCAUUUCCAUAUUCUCCUUUUCUUUUUUCUUGUUAUGCGAUGAUUGAACACAAUCUUGUAAAGUUUCCUCUUUGCUUUAAUUUGUGUCAUUGAGGUGAGAUACAGCCUUUGUUGAUGUCUUGACAAAUAAUUUUCCUUCUCCGCGUAAAUUGGUGGAGCUCGUCAGCUUUGCUUUUCUCGUAGGUAGAUGUUCUUGUGUUACUCUUAGAAACAAUAUCCAUCUGCUUUUUCUCCAUCGCCUAUAAAAUAAAUGAUUGCAAAUUGUGGUUUUUUAUAUCAGUAUGCACUGAAUUCUGCUAUCAUCUGUCCUUGAUAGGUUCUAAUUACUUUUAUAAAUUCAGUAAGAUUCCCUCUGCUUUAAUCCUCAGUCUAUACUAUCCGCCCUGCUGCUU